Messenger RNA from Owenia fusiformis, 1489 nucleotides. The record is from the annotation of a GenBank genome assembly. NCBI's taxonomy places the organism in Eukaryota, Metazoa, Annelida, Polychaeta, Sabellida, Oweniidae.
UAUGUAUCAUACAUUUUGAAAGUAAAAUUGUACUUUCACUUUCGAUUGGGAAUCCUGCCUCGUUUUGAAAGGAAUAAAUUAGGGGAAAUACCAUCAUGGCUGAAGUUGGAAAAAUAUUCAAUCGUCGCACUUUUUGCUUGAUAACUGGUGCGAGCCGGGGACUUGGACAUCAUAUUGGUAAAGGAUUUGCGGAAAAGUUUGUUGACCACUCAAUGAUUGUUUUGGUUUCAAGAGACGAGGAAGGCUUAGCUCAGACAAAGCAAAAAAUCAAACAAUCCAAUACCAAAAUUGAUGUUUUGAUUUGCCCUCAAGAUUUGAGUUCUGACAAUGAGCAGGAUUAUGACAAUCUGUUCCAAAAAAUUAUCACCAGCAACGUUUUUUUAUCAACCAAGUUUGAACAAGCUAUGAUCGUUCACAAUGCAGGAUCUAUGGGCGAUGUAUCCAAAAGGGUAAUAGACUUCAAAGACCCUAAACACAUACAGAGAUACUUCAACAUCAAUGUCGGAUCUAUGUUAGUGUUAAACUCUAAGUUCCUGGACUUAUUUGCAGCGGAUAAGGUAAAGCACAGAGUUUGCAUACAAUUGUCAUCACUCUGUGCAAUACAAGCAUUCAAGUCAUGGAGCCUAUAUUGUUCAGGAAAGGCAGCUAGAGAUAUGCUAUGGAGUACACUUGCAGAGGAAUGCCCUGACAUUAGAGUGCUGUCAUAUGCCCCUGGACCCCUAGACACCGAGAUGCAAGUUGUUGCCCGGACUGACAGUGCUGACCCCGAUGUCAAAAACAUGUUUAUAAAGAUGCAUGCGGAAAAACAACUCGUAGAGCCAAGUUCUUCAGUGGAAAGACUAAUCAAAAUUUUGGAGAAGGACGCAUUCAAGAAUGGACAACAUGUUGACUUUUAUGACGACCUUUAAGUGACCUCUAGGUCGAAAUGAAAGGCAAUAAUCUGAUACAAACAGUGUUGUGUUGAUUAUGCGAGCAUUGAUGGCUUAAAAAUAUUUAUGAUAUGCAUUUUAUAUGCCAUACAAACAGUAAUGUUUUUCAUAUGAGAGUACACGAUACCCGAUUUGGUAUCUCAAACUGGCCACUUGACAAUGUUUUUAAACUAUUUCAUAGAUGUCGCUGCAACAUACUUUAUCAUAUUUUCAAUUAUUUAACCCCUGUAAGAAGGGUGAUUACUUGACGUGGUUCAAUUUGCAAUAUUUUGAUGCGGAAUUUAACUUGUAUCCAGGUUUGCUGUGUCUUUUGCUGUUUUUUGGAGCACGAAAAUUAGCGUCGAUUUACGCACGAAUACGUGGGUAUUACGUUGUUCUUUUGAGCAAUAUUGAUUUUUUAAAACUGCGCUAUCUAUCAAUUACACCGUUCGUCAAAAGCAUUAAAUCAAUUGGUCAGUUUGAACAGUCAAAUCUGUCAUUGUGUUAAAAUAUUGCUGUUUGACAUCAUAGUAAUAUAUUCACAUUCCCAAAGAUGAGUAAAUCAAAUAUAAACAUUUAUC